This is a messenger RNA of Pyrus x bretschneideri (Chinese white pear), 1724 nucleotides long. Its product is annotated as triacylglycerol lipase 1. The transcript has 9 exons. The coding region runs from base 151 to 1383 and encodes 410 amino acids. The record is from RefSeq and is a predicted model, not a curated record. Gene Ontology annotation, biological process: lipid metabolic process. Gene Ontology annotation, molecular function: hydrolase activity, acting on ester bonds. Lineage: Eukaryota; Viridiplantae; Streptophyta; Magnoliopsida; Rosales; Rosaceae.
GGCAUCACUCCACCAAAGCGCGCGUAAAGCACACACCUCAAACGGUCAAACCCCCAUAGAAAAACUAGAUAUGAUUCAUAUGAAUGCCAUGCAACCCUGUUCCGAUCACUCCCUUCCCCCUCACUCAAUCAAUCACUGACCCACAAGGAGAUGGAGAGGUCGUCGGCAAUUGCGGUGGUUGUUGUAGCUUUCCUUAUCGGCCUCUUGACCUCCGAAAUCGCAGCAGAAAUCGCCCAAAACUCGACCGAAUUUUACAGAAUCGGUCGCCGUCGUUCACCGCCGCAGUCUCUCUGUGCGCAGCUCAUUGAACCGUCUGGUUACUCAUGCUCCGAGCACACGAUUCAAACGAAAGAUGGGUACUUACUGGGUCUUCAACGCGUGUCGUCGCGAAGCGGGGAUUUGAGAAGACAGCAGGGUCCUCCUGUGCUGCUUCAGCAUGGGCUCUUCAUGGCAGGUGAUGCAUGGUUCUUAAAUUCUCCAGAAGAAUCGCUAGGCUUUGUCCUUGCAGAUGAAGGUUUUGAUGUAUGGGUAGGGAGUGUGCGUGGAACACGUUGGAGUCAUGGACACGUAUCUUUAUCAGAAGAGGAUAAGGAAUUUUGGGAUUGGAGUUGGCAGGAAUUGGCUCUAUUUGAUCUAUCAGAAAUGAUCCGCUACAUAUAUUCAACAAGAAGCUCCAAAGUCUUUGUUGUUGGACAUUCACAGGGAACAAUUAUGUCUUUAGCUGCUCUCACCCAGCCGGAUAUCGCAGAACUGGUUGAAGCUGCCGCUCUUUUCUGUCCAAUAUCGUACUUGGAGCAUAUCACAUCUAAAUUUGCACUUAGAAUGGUCAAAAUGCAUGUUGAUCAGAUGAUUCUUGCUAUGGGCAUCCAUCAACUUAACUUUAGAAGUGAAUGGGGAGUCAACCUUUUGGAUUCAAUAUGUGAUGGCCAUGUUGACUGCAACGACUUGCUAACUUCCAUAACAGGGAAGAAUUGUUGCUUUAAUAACUCACGUGUGGACAUGUAUCUUGAAUACGAACCACACCCAACAUCUGCAAAGAACUUGCACCAUCUCUUCCAGAUGAUCCGUAAGGGAACUUUUUCACAAUACGACUAUGGCCUGUUAAAAAAUUUGAGGUUGUAUGGUCAGUUGAAACCCCCUGCAUUUGAUCUUAGUCUGAUACCCGAAUCAUUGCCACUGUUGAUGGCUUGUGGGGGCAAUGAUGAUUUAGCGGAUAUGACAGAUUUCCGUCACACUCUCAAGGAAUUGCGGUCCACUCCGGAGUUGCUUUAUCUCGAGAAUUAUGGUCAUAUCGACUUCAUUGUGAGCGUUAAGGCCAAAGAAGACCUCCAUGACCCCGUGAUUAGGUUUUUUAGGUCAUGGGGAAAAUCUAGUAGUUCUUAAUGCGACUGCUUUCUGCGACAUAUAAUCAAUGUGUUUACGCAUGCACUGCAGUAGAAAUGUUGAUGUGUAUAUAUUGCAUGUAGCAUUAUCUAUGUAGAAAAAUGUGUCCUGUAUCUUAUUAGGUUUAUCUUUAUUGUUUGUCUAUUAAGGAGACAAGGGAGAAGAGGAGAUAAUUUCUCACUUCAAGAUGGGCUUCUGCAAGUGCAAUGGCAACUUCGGACUGGUGGCUCCAACCGGAAACGGAGGACAGUCGCAUGAAAUAAGGAACCAUUUGUUGUAUGGAAUUUUAGUAUAUUACUAUUAAAUUAUAAUAUUGGUUAAAGUGAUGCGUUUAUUUAACA